Molecule: messenger RNA, 1531 nt
Organism: Carassius auratus (goldfish)
Lineage: Eukaryota; Metazoa; Chordata; Actinopteri; Cypriniformes; Cyprinidae
Gene: eme2
Product: essential meiotic structure-specific endonuclease subunit 2
Exons: 8
Coding region: 195-1376 (393 amino acids)
Biological process (GO): resolution of meiotic recombination intermediates; replication fork processing; double-strand break repair
Cellular component (GO): nucleus; Holliday junction resolvase complex
Molecular function (GO): crossover junction DNA endonuclease activity; DNA binding
Source: RefSeq, a predicted model, not a curated record
CCUCUCAGCACUCCGUAUUUGUUUACAUUCGCAGCCUGUUGGAAACUAGCCAUUUACAGACAGUGUAGGAAACAAUAAAACGCAUUAAACGAUAUCUGAAUCUCAAUGUACAUAUAAUAACUCGAUUAUCAUACAGCAAUAUGCUAUAGUUUAUAUAUAUAUAUAUAUAUAGUUAUAAUAAAUGAUUUAAAGGGAUGCCAGCCGUGCAGAGAGCGAACACGUGGGAGAUAUCAGACUCAGAGGAAGAGAGUGAUUUAAAUAAACCAUCAUCUUCAUCAUCAGGAGAGAAGAAGAAGAGGAGGAGGAGGACACGAGAGGAGGUGCAGGAGGAGCAGGAGAACAGAAGAGCUGCCAGAGAGAAACAGAGACAGGAGAAGAACAAGCUCAAAGAGGAGAAACUAGAAGAGCAGCAGAGGAGGAGAGAGGCAGCGGUGAGAGUGAGUCUGUUCAAACCGGAGAACUUCAUCAAGAGUCUGACGCUCCAGAUUCACGCAGCGCUGCUGCGGGACGCUGGCUGUGAUGUGUUACUCGGGACUCUGGAUGGGUUACAGUGGAAGAACUGUAUAGAGAAUCAAGGUCUUCCCAACAGCAUCAGCUGGACACGACCAGCCCUUCAGACUGAAGAUGAAGCUAAAAAUGGAGUUAUUGAAGAAGAUCAGGUCCUGAUGGUGAUCUCCCAUAAUGAGUUUGAGGACAUGGUGAUGUCACAUAAAACUGAGACCAAUCAGCAGGCUCCCAUUGGUGUUGUGUAUGAGGAGGCGGAGUCUCUGUUGCAGCAUCUUUAUAAAUACUUGACCGAAGCCUCAAGGAAAUUUGUCACAGUUUUGGUGAUCAGUCAUCAGCAGCGAUCAGGAUCUGGGGAUGAAGAUCAUUUUGACUUUCACCUCAGUCAGCAUCAUCUGGACACAGAAGCGCUGCUGGUUCACCUCCAGCUCUACUGGAAUGUGUCGGUGAACUUCCUGUUCGGCUGGCAGGAAGUGACCGAUCAUGUGGUUGCAGUUACCAAAGCUGUAUCUAAGAGACCUUACAAGGCGUUGUGUGGUGAGCCUGAUCUGGGGUUCUGUAUGGACGGCUCGUGGUCAGCAGGUGUGCGUGUGGACAGAGACGGCCGCGGUCUCACUCAGGUGUGGACACGUCAGAUCCAGCAGCUGAACCGAGUCAGUCCAGCUCUGGCCAAAGCUGUGACGAGUGUCUAUCCCUCUCCAUCUCUCCUGCUGCAGGCCUAUGAGCAGCAGCCGUCUGACGAGGAGCGACGCAGACUAUUGGCUGAUCUCACUGUGGUGGGCGGAGCCAAAGAGAGGCGUGUUGGUCCUGAGCUCUCUGGCCGAAUACAUCGCCUUCUCACUUCCCAGAAUCCUCAUCUGAUGCUGGAUUAAGGCCAGAUUUUUGGGAGAGAAAACUCAUUUUGCACUUUAUCGCCAGUAUAGAAGACUAACCUUCUUCUAUAAGCUUGUCCCUCAAAUUAUUGCAUAUAUUGACUUCAUAGAUAUGCCAUCAAUACUUGAAAAUUAAACACUAAUUAAACAUUCUA